Molecule: messenger RNA, 1440 nt
Organism: Mollisia scopiformis
Lineage: Eukaryota; Fungi; Ascomycota; Leotiomycetes; Helotiales; Mollisiaceae
Exons: 2
Coding region: 1-1440 (479 amino acids)
Biological process (GO): maintenance of rDNA; regulation of exit from mitosis
Source: RefSeq, a predicted model, not a curated record
AUGCCGAGACUCAUUCGCAGAAGGCCGCUGCUGGAGCGCAUCAAAGAUUACUUGAACCCGGGAGACUUUCUGCUUUGGCUGUCGGAGGAAAUUGAAACGAGGGAUUGGGACUCCAAAAGGCUUGCCGCUCCUAUUGCUUUCGGUUUGCACUUUGUCUUCCUAAUCGCGAGGGCAAACACAAGCGGUAGUAGUGCCAAAGGAGGUGACGAUGUUUUUGGAGACGAUUAUUCUGGCACAGGUUGGCUAAGUUACAUCGCAACCGUCAUUGUUCAUCUAUUGACAUACUUCUCUAUCGCUAAUGCCGCGUACACAUUUUCUCGAAAAAGACAUUACCGCCUCUUCGAAACACCUAUCGAUGCACCACAAAGCACACCAUCCGCCAAGAGGGUCCGCGUCGAUUCCUCUCCGGUUUCCUCAUCUCCCUUGAGACUACUUACGAGCAUACUUGGAGACCCUAGCGCAGAGUCCAGGGCGCACCCGGAUGCUUCCCGCGAUGUCUGGGAGCUGGCCGUUUGGGAUCCCCUUCCGAUUUGCCUACAGCUCUUUUGUCACUUUAGCCCAGGACAUGUGUUGGUAUAUUGGCUCUUCCUCCCAACUCUGGCGUCGGAUUCCCGACCCAGUGUGACAGUUGUCACCACGAUACUACUAGAAAUUCUGUUGUCCUCGCAGCUAUACAUUCUCCAAUCCAAUUUCUCACAACAGGAAAAGGAUGCGGCUAUCAUCAGCAAGGAGGUUAUGGGCGAGUACGACAAAAAGUUCGUUCAUCCUCGCCUGAAUCCUCUUAUGCGUGAUGUUGCUACUCAAUACACGACCUCCAGUACUGAUGCUGGAAUUGAAGAGGGUGGGGAUGGGGAUGUGACCACUUAUACUCCUACUGUGGUUCUGAAACGAGAAUUCCGAACCAAUCCGAAUCCGUGUUAUGCUAAACACUUCGAUCCCGACAAUAAAGGAUCUAAUCAACGAGUUACCCCUUCUCCGGCGCCGACCUACACUCCAGCAGCGUACAGUUCCAGAGAACCAACACCUUACACUGGUGUAACCCCGAAACCACCAAUUCGUCAACCCCAUUUUCGCCAAAGUGUGGCUACGGCUACUGCUACAGGAGCAAGCACAGGCGACGGUGGCAGUCUAGGAGUUUACAGUCAUGCCAAUUCUCCACUGAAGAAAGCGACUAGCAUGUAUGAUAUGCAAAGUGGCCGCCGUGAAGCUCCAAAGAACUCUCUAGACAUGGCAGGUCGUGAGAUACAGGAGCAAAGGGAGAGAAGCUUGAGCCCAGCAAAGAGGCAAAGCGAAGCUCACAAGUCUUUUCUGAGCAAAAACAGGAUGCCAGCUUCUGAGGCCGAGAAUGACCGUCGCACAAGCGCUCCCAGUGGCUUUGCUUGGAAGCAGCGGCCUAGCGGUUACGACAGUCCCUAUAAAAGGGGACCCUCGAGAUUUUAG